AUGCUCCGUCAGGCGCCCCAAGCCUUGAAGGGGCGUCGCCUCCUAACGCCUGCAGCCAGUCGCCUGCCGCUCCCAGCCAAGGUGAUGUUCGCCCUCGCGAUGGAGCUGCUGGUAGCCAACCGCUGGGACAUGGCCAUGUGCGCGAUGCACUCGCUUGUGUUCCUCAUGCGGCCUGGCGUCUGGAGGGCGGUUCGCUUCGCGCACCUGGCGCCUCCCUCCGCAGGGGGCAGCCGCGGACUGGCGCGCUGGGGCCUUGGCAUUCGACCGCGGCUGCAGCAGCCCCCGCCGCCGCGCAUCCGGAGGCGCUCGUGCGCGAGCCGCGGCUUCGCCGAGCAGCGGCGGGGGCGAAGCGCCGAGGCCGCUGGCGGACGGGCGCCAGCGACGGGAGGUGCGAUAAGGGCGGGCGUCUGGGCAGCGAAUUCGCCAAGCUGCCGCUGCGCCUCCAGACCCUGUCGCGGUGGUGCCUCAGGUGCCUUCCCGUGGCGCUCUGCGGAUCGCUGCAGCCAGGCGGGUCCCGCGGCUUGA
Messenger RNA from Prorocentrum cordatum, 525 nucleotides. The record is from the annotation of a GenBank genome assembly. NCBI's taxonomy places the organism in Eukaryota, Dinophyceae, Prorocentrales, Prorocentraceae.